Molecule: messenger RNA, 327 nt
Organism: Linnemannia hyalina
Lineage: Eukaryota; Fungi; Mortierellomycota; Mortierellomycetes; Mortierellales; Mortierellaceae
Source: the annotation of a GenBank genome assembly
AUGUUUGGAGCAUUCAGAGCAUCAACCGUCAGCCAAGGAGGUCUUCUCUGGAAGGCUCGCAUGAAGAUGGAUUUGAGCCCUACACAAAAGGCAAACAUCCGCAAGCGCCUGAAGGCCGCCGACGACGUCGUUAUGAAGAUUCAGCAGUCUGGCAUUGAGUGCAAUGCCUUGACAAAGUUGAAGGCCGAGCCUACAGAGGCCCAGAUGCCCGCCAAGGACAAGUACACCGUCUUCAGCAGGACCUUCAAGGGAUACCGCAAGUCUGUCCACAAGGUCCCUCACUUCACCAAGGUCGCCAUCCCCCGUACCGCCCCCGCUGGAUUCUAA